AUGAUCUUCUCCUCGUCCUUCUGGCUCUGCUCUCUGGCCAUCGGCGUGCUGGCAACAGUGUAUCUCAGAUACCGCCGCCUGUCCUCGGUGCCGGGGCCUUUCCUUGCUGCCGUUACAGAUCUGUGGCGGUUCUCUCUCACCCGGAGUGGCCAGUUUUCAGACACGCUGAUAGACCUGCACACCCGCUAUGGUGCAUUUGUACGCAUAGGCCCAAAUGCCGUCAGUAUCUCCGACCCUGCUGCAGUCCCCACGGUCCACUCCAUGCACGGGGAGUUCAGGAAGACGGACUCGUAUUCCACACUCCGGGCGCUCUUCAACGGCAAGGUAAUCGGCAGCGUGGUCGACUUGCAGGAUGAAAACGAGGUCUCGGCCCUGAAACGUGCAGUCGGAAGCGCCUUUGCAACGAAGAACCUGCUAGACUACGAGCCCGACGUGGAUCAUACCUUGGACCGACUUGCUCAGGCCAUGCGAAAGCGCCGGACCUUCUCACUGCUCGACGCUAUGCAACAAUUCCAGGUGGACUUCCUCAUGAAGGCUGCCUUCAGCAGGGACACCGACUACCUUGAGACCAAUCGGUCAACGGACGCGAUCUCGGGCGACGUAAGAUUGAAGCAUUGGUAUAUAUGGCAAAGUAUGCCUGGUCUUGAGUGGCUGCUCUUCAAAUCACCACUUUCUCCGGCAUGGUAUAGGAAACCCGCAAAGCCUCCAGCAUGGACAGCCAUGGCCUCAGAAGAAUAUCGCAAGAGAGUGAAGUCGCACUCAGACAAGCCGGUCGGUACGGCAAGGGAGAAAGCGGAUCUCUUGUCCAAGUACCUCACUGGACGGGAGCAGCACAAGGAGACUGUGUCACAAACCAACAUUGUCCGAAUGAUUUCGAGUACGAUCGCAGCUGGAUUUGACACGUCCGCCUACACCAUUACCAUGAUCCUCUACAACCUCCUGAAACACCCAGCGGCGCUGAAGAAAUUGAGAUCCGAGCUCGACGAUGCUCUCAAUUCUGGCCGACUCUCCUCCCCUCCCAGGCUCAAUGAGGUGGACAAGCUCGACUACCUCGGCGCAGUGUUCAAAGAGACCAUGCGUCUCCAACCCUUCCUGAAGCCCUUGCUCGAACGAGAAGUCCCUCUGGGUGGUGCCGAUAUUGCGGGCCGAUUCCUCCCUGGCGGCACGACGGUUGCAAUCUCGGUACGCAGCGUUCACCGCGACAUUGCCGUGUUUGGGAAAGAUGCCGACGAAUUUCGCCCGGAGAGGUGGUUGGAAGCCGACCAGCAGCACAGACCGCGGAUGGAAAGGUCGAUGCUCGCGUUUGGCGGCGGCAAGCGCGUCUGCAUGGGGCGACAUAUUGCCGAGUUGGAGAUGAAGAAAGCCGUUCCAAGACUGCUGAUGGAGUUUGAUAUCUCGUUGGAAGACCCAAGCUAUGUCUAUAAGGCCAGAGACAAGUUGACCAAUUUCCCCACACCGUUUGCCAUCGUUUGCACAGACAGAGCUUAA
Molecule: messenger RNA, 1488 nt
Organism: Cladophialophora carrionii CBS 160.54
Lineage: Eukaryota; Fungi; Ascomycota; Eurotiomycetes; Chaetothyriales; Herpotrichiellaceae
Exons: 2
Coding region: 1-1488 (495 amino acids)
Molecular function (GO): oxidoreductase activity, acting on paired donors, with incorporation or reduction of molecular oxygen; heme binding; iron ion binding
Source: RefSeq, a predicted model, not a curated record